AUGGAAGAAUCUCUUGAAAUUUUCCAGCUACGACUCGAACACAAGAGGUUCUUUGAGGAUGUCGAACAGGAACGCACGAGCAAAGAGAAGCUGAGGGAGGAGUUGGUCACGGAAAUUCACCGUCGUGCCGACGCGGAGAAAACGAUCAGGGCGCUGAAGGAUGAGAAUAUGAAGCUCAGACUAGAAUUAGAGAGAUCUCAGAGGCUUGAGAGGGGAUGGGAGGUUGAAGCACUGGGUUUGUCCACGGAAAUGUCUCCCAAGAAGAUCGUGGAGACAAGCGACGCAAUAGACAUCAUUGAGAUCUUGGACAGCGAAGAGGAUGAGGCAGGCGCUUCGAAUCAGCUUGCGUGCAAAACACCCUUCCCCGCCAAAUGCUUUAAAACGGGGUCUCCUUCCACUCCCCCGAAGAAAUCAGGCUUGCACGACGCCACCCUCACUACAAGCAAAGGCGAGGAUUUUGGUGCUGAGGAAUUCAACACCGCAAUGGUCGGCAUUCCUACGAAGAUGGAUGCCACCUCCUCAAUGAGGAAAAAGCGGGACAUUCAUCACUUAUCAGAUUCGGAAGAAGUGAAGGAAGCGAAGAAGGCUAAGGCUAUGCCUGAUUCAAGUCCUCUUCACUCACGAGACAAGGGGAAACGAAAGGAGGAGGUUGAGGAUUUCUCGAGCGGGAUUACAGAACUAUCGUUUUUCACGGGUUCGACAGGGGCGUUGGACGCUAGUGCCACGUCACCAGUCGUGGGUGACUCAUUUGUGGAAGAUACGCCUCAAAGCUCGCCGGCCAAGGGAAAAAACCGAUUCAUUUCGACGUCGAAGACUCAGCCACGGGAAGCGAGCAGCUCUGGCAAGCGGCCCUCGCAAGGUACAUUAAACUCGAAAGCAUCUACUUCGAAGUCCGCGUCUACUUCUAAGGAUUUGGACGAGUUCAAGAGUCCUUCAGCUCCUAUGAAGGCCAAGGAUGAGGGAGACCUGUUCGUCUUAAACCCUGAGCGAGCAGCUCACGUUCUCAGCGGUAUCCCAUCCUACGCAAUAAACCCGCCUGCCCAUGAUUUGAGACUUCCGCGGCAAUUCCUGACCAACACCUUUGGUUUGCCGAUGAUGGGUUUCAUAUGGGAUACGCGAGGAAAAAAAGACGAGAAGAAAAAGAUUCCAGGUCGCAACUUCCAGUUCCUAACGGCAACGUACCAACUCAAUCCGAACAUGCCCAGUUAUCCUGGCGGUCCGGGAUUAUUGCUUUCGUGCAGGAAAGCUAUGCUGGGAUCUGUUUGGUCGCUUUUUGCUCCUGUGCGGAGCGAGAAAAUGGCGCGCUGGAAUUAUCUUGGGCAGUACACACCUGAAGAGGCUGGGACGCUGACUCGUGAUGAGUUUCAAAGUCAAACUCCAGCGGUCAGGGAGAAAUGGGGCAAGAAGAUCGUCGAACAUAAGAAAUACCCCGAAUAUCUGGAGAUGCGCGCUCGAAUCGCUUUUCGAAAGAGAAAUGGCGGCGAAGAACCUGAUGUAAAGGCUGUGGAAAGUGAGAUAAAAAGGAUCAAGGAGAAUAAGGAUGCAAAAUAUCUUUCGGUGCAAGAUGUUAUUGGCGCUUUUGAUCGUGGAGAAGAGUCGAUCAGUAUAAUUUCUAUGGAGUGCGUAUCGUACAACGAGGAAUUUGCUCGGGAGCUGGCCGAUAAGCUCGCCCCUUGGACGAAGGCCUAUGAAGCCGCGAAGAAGCCUACACGGCCAAAGACGAAAGGAAAAUCCAAAGGUAACCGCAAGGGAGCGGAGGAGGAACUCGAAGGAGAAGUGUCUGACGAACGUACCGUGAAGAAGUCUAAGCGGAAGCCAUCUAGGAUGAACAGCGAGACCGGGAGUGUGGGCGGGGAAGUGGCUAAGAGAAAGAUGCCUAUUCGAAACGCCACUAAGGCUCGGCCUGUCGAAGCGUCACUUUCUGUCGAGGAGGACAUUGAAGCGGAUAUGAAGUGCGAAAGAGUGGAGAAGGAGAGGGACAAGUUCCGGGAUGCGCUUUGGGCAUUGAGGGAGGAGUUCACUGCGUUGCAGAUGCGUUCGGAAAAAAUAGAAGGCGAGAAUGCGGAGUUGAAGGAAGCGCUAUCGUUUGGGUUGUCUCGAAGAAAGUCUCCUGAUAUUGUGCAACCGCCUCCCACUGCGGGAGACGCUAAUCCGGUCAUUCCCGCUUUGGAAAAGGUGGUACACACGACACCUGUCCUGCAGCCGCACAAUUCUAAGCCCGCCUCCCUUCUGGGGAAAAGAACAGCAAUGAAAUUAAUCAACAACAAUUCGGAACCAGAAACGCAGCCAUCACCUUCGAAGCGAGUGCGUUUUGCGGAGAAGGAGACGAUCAAUGUUAUACACAUCGCCAAUCCUUCACCUCCAAGUGAUCAUGAAGUGGACGUUGAGGUUGCCAUGUUGCAACUUGAACCGACUGAUCAGGCGAAGUUCAUCCCUGAGCAGGGUCCUCCAACGAGGAUAAAGACCCAGUGGGAUCCACUGAUUGGCAAGCGAGUCCCCAUCAGUAAACAACCAAUAAGCUGUAAAGCGACAGUUGCGAGUGAUAAUUCAACAGAGAGUGAAUGCCAGAGUACCGAAGGAUUCACAACGUUCUGCGGAAAACGGAUUGAAAGGGAUAAUGUCUAUCGAAUUACAUGA
This is a messenger RNA of Laccaria bicolor S238N-H82, 2637 nucleotides long. RefSeq lists its product as uncharacterized. The transcript is spliced from 15 exons. NCBI's taxonomy places the organism in Eukaryota, Fungi, Basidiomycota, Agaricomycetes, Agaricales, Hydnangiaceae. The record is from RefSeq and is a predicted model, not a curated record. Bases 1 to 2637 code for a protein of 878 amino acids.